AGUCCUCGCGGGUGGCUGCACGCCAACUUUGAGCACGGCUGCACGAAUCCCGGAGCUCCGUGCUCGGGUGCAGGCAUGAUCGGCCAGAAGACCCUCUACUCUUUCUUCUCCCCGACCCCCACGGGGAAGCGGACCACGCGCAGCCCGCAGCCGGCCCCAGAGAGCGGAGUGACGGCCGAGAACAGCAGCGAUGCGGCGGCCAGCCCCGCCAAGAAGGCCCGGGUGGAGCAGGAUGAGCAGGCCACGCCGCCCUCUUCGCCGCUUAGCGCCGAGCAGCUCGUCCGCAUCCAGAGGAACAAGGCCGCCGCGCUACUCAGGCUCGCCGCCCGCAAUGUGCCCGCCGGCCUCGGCGAGAGCUGGAAGCAGCAGCUGUGCGGGGAGUUCGGGAAGCCGUACUUCGUCAAGCUCAUGGGCUUUGUUGCUGAAGAAAGGAAACACCACAAGGUCUAUCCGCCCCCGGAGCAGGUGUUCACGUGGACCCAGAUGUGCGACAUCCGUGAUGUGAAGGUUGUCAUUCUGGGACAGGAUCCAUAUCACGGACCUAAUCAAGCUCACGGGCUCUGCUUCAGUGUCCAGAGGCCAGUUCCACCCCCGCCCAGUUUGGAAAACAUUUUUAAAGAACUGUCUACAGACAUCGAUGGUUUUGUUCACCCUGGCCAUGGGGAUCUGUCAGGGUGGGCCAGACAAGGUGUCCUCCUCCUCAACGCCGUCCUCACUGUCCGCGCACACCAAGCCAACUCCCAUAAGGAGCGGGGCUGGGAGCAGUUCACGGAUGCAGUUGUGUCGUGGCUGAAUCAGAACCUGAAUGGCCUUGUCUUCCUCCUCUGGGGCUCCUAUGCUCAGAAGAAGGGCAGUGCCAUCGACAGGAAGCGUCACCAUGUCCUGCAGACAGCUCAUCCCUCCCCGCUGUCGGUGUACAGAGGGUUCUUUGGAUGUAGACAUUUUUCUAAAGCCAAUGAACUGCUCCAGAGGUCUGGCAAGAAACCCAUCAACUGGAAGGAGCUGUGACCCUGAGGGCAGUGUCUGUCUACAGCAGGGCUUUCCAGUGCUGCUGCUGAAGCAUUCGCCCUUAGAGCGUUACUGAAAAUGGCCCUGUUCUUCAGUUCCCUGUGGGAGCAGAGAAGAGAAACAGAUAGGUCUCUCUAGAACCACCAUGAGCCGCCAGGACACAGAAACUGUGGCUUAACCAGGCAGAACCCCUCCAGGCCCCGCAAGGUGGCUGUUGAAACACCGACUUCUCAGAGACCAGCAGCCGCAUCCUCGGUCUGUGGGCUGCCUGGGGUUUGAGGAGAGAGCUGUAACUUUUGACCAGCAGUUCGGUGCCAGCUGCUGUCCGCUGCCCUGUGCUGUUCGCUUUGCCCUUUAGCGUUAGAUAACAGAGUGUCCGGGUGUGUGCUUCCAAAGGCCCUUUUGUCUCAAGGAACCCAGGGGUGAGUCCUGGGAAGUCUGGCUUACAAUAGAGUCUGCUUCCUGGUCACAAAGAGCGUGGGUGUCUCCUGGGCUCACCAGUGGCUGCUGUCUAGCCUGCUUCUUGGCUCACUUGGCCUUGAGCAGGUGCUGGAGUCCAGCACAGCAGAGACUGGGUUUGAUUUGUUUUAACUGAGGGGGGUGGUUUUUCUAGUGCCUGUGGAGUUAACUGUUUCCUCACAGCAGACUGCCUGCCACACGUGCUGUGUGUGGUGGUGGGAUCCAACUCCGAGGUGCUGUUUUGUUUAUGGGCUGAAUUCACACAGAUUGUGCCUUUCUGCAACACCGGAGAAUGUUAUAUUUUUACGAGGUAGGCAGGUACUUUUAUAUUUUUUCUUUCCUUACUUGGGAGACUGGAGAGCGGCUGCGUAAGCAGGACAAUAAAAGCUAGUUGAACCUUG
Molecule: messenger RNA, 1868 nt
Organism: Rattus rattus (black rat)
Lineage: Eukaryota; Metazoa; Chordata; Mammalia; Rodentia; Muridae
Gene: Ung
Product: uracil DNA glycosylase
Exons: 7
Coding region: 76-1008 (310 amino acids)
Biological process (GO): base-excision repair; base-excision repair, AP site formation via deaminated base removal
Cellular component (GO): nucleus; mitochondrion
Molecular function (GO): uracil DNA N-glycosylase activity
Source: RefSeq, a predicted model, not a curated record